Arabis nemorensis is the source of this 606-nucleotide messenger RNA. The record is from the annotation of a GenBank genome assembly. NCBI's taxonomy places the organism in Eukaryota, Viridiplantae, Streptophyta, Magnoliopsida, Brassicales, Brassicaceae.
AUGUUAGAUUCUGAUGAACUUGCCAAACCAAAAUCUCCCGAAGACUACCAAGGUCUGUAUAACCUCUGGACUCAGCUGAGCAAGGCAAAGAUCAAACUUGCUCAAGAAAUAAUAAAUUUCAUCUCUCUCAAAGAAGAAUUGGAACUGGGUCAUUCUCAAAGAUCUCAUUCUGUGAAAAGGACAGGACGUGUGUCAAAACUCACAAAGGAAGACAAUGUCCGGAUGUUGCACGCUGAACUACGAAAGAAGAAAGAAGAUGCUAACAUUGGUAAAACUUGUUUAGCUAAGAAAUACAAAAUAGUCAAGAUGUUGAGCACCUGCUCGAACUGGUUAGAUACCACUGAAAAGGAGGAUAACUCUGUGAAGAAUAAUGAUUCGGGUGGAACUGUCAGGUGCAUCCCUGUUGCUCCACAGAGACCCCUGACUCGGGAAACAUUUAAGGUCAAGUGGGAAAGAAAUCGAAUUGACAAACGGAUAUUCAAUGGAUGCUUUUACUGUGGAAAAAGUGGACACUCGUGGAAAAAAUGCUUUAAACGAAAGAAGAAAAUCCAACAACUGUGGAAUCUUAAAAAAUGUUGGAUGGAGCCGACACGAGCUGGAUACUGA